AUGUCCAAGCAGGGAAGUCGGUUGCGGCCACCACCACUGGCGGCUGAUUCGCUGGCGAAUGUGGGGUUUGUAUCCAAGGGAGACAAGAAGCUACUCAACUAUCCCGCGCAGAAGGAAUACUUCGACAAGAUCACCAAGCGGUACUUGCAGUUCUGUGCAGACCACAAGGGAAAUCUUGAUGCCGCACUUGCCUCGCUCCCCAUCAACUCCUCGAACGAUGCCACCUCCAACCCACCCGCCGCCGGGCCAUCAACGAAGUCGAGCCCCGCAGUGAAAGGGAUCCCCUCACCAUCCGCGGAGCUAUCUACGCUUCUCCUCUCGCUUCGCAAGCUGCGCGAGGCCGUACUGGCAACAUCUGCAUCGACACCGGUCGACUUCUCCCAGAAAGUCCACUACUUUUCAAUCCGCCUAUCAAUCCUUGCCCAACACCCUCCGUCCUAUUUCCCUUCUCUGCGAUACAGCCUCGACAAAUUACACUCCACUUCGCACCCUUUCGAAGACUCCGAGAUCAACGAACUACUCUCAUACAUGAUUCUAGACUAUGCCUGCCGACAAGGAGACAUGGGCGCGGCCUUUGAUCUGCGCGCACGAGCACGCAAGGAGCACAAGUUCCACUCACAGACCGUCGACCAAGUCCUAACUGCAUUGAUGAAUGACAAUUGGAUUGCCUUUUGGAGAGUGCGGAAGGGCGUGGACUCGUAUGUUCGGGCUGUGAUGAAUUGGGCCGUCGAUCGAGUCCGGAGACAUGCCUUGAAGGCUGUUGGUAGUGCCUAUCUCAAUGUCCAUGUUAGUUGGAUCGUCGGUGGGUGCACGGGCGAUGACGGGGACUGGACGUGGGAUAAGCUUGUCGAAACGGAAAAGCUCGGUUGGCAGAAGGAAGGGGACAACGUUAUUAUUCGACGGCCUAAACCGAGGCCUCCGCCUCAGGCGGCCCAUGCACAUGCUCAGAUGAGUGCAUCAGUUUCAUAG
This is a messenger RNA of Penicillium cinerascens, 969 nucleotides long. RefSeq lists its product as uncharacterized. The coding region runs from base 1 to 969 and encodes 322 amino acids. Lineage: Eukaryota; Fungi; Ascomycota; Eurotiomycetes; Eurotiales; Aspergillaceae. The transcript is spliced from 2 exons. The record is from RefSeq and is a predicted model, not a curated record.